CUACUUCCGCUGACGUCAGGAGUCAGAGGUGCCGAGAAAGAUGUCGGCUGGCCGGCGCCGUUGGGCGGUUGUGUGGGGAGUGUCUCCGUGACAGGCGCUCGACGGAGACGACGGACGAGCCGAGUCCCCAGAGCGAGUGUGAAGGGCGGCCGCGGCGGAUCGAGCAGGGCCGGGCGUGGUGCCCACGGCGCCCCCGUCGCGGGCCGUGACUUUCGGGAGCGUGCGGGAACGGGGAGCGUCGGGUGCCCAAGGCCGGUGAUGCCCCGCCGCCGCCCGGGAGGCCGGGAAGCCGAGCUCCGCGGGGCCCCUUUAUGCCGCCGACUGGCUCUGACCCCGCCAGAAUGAACAGGAAGAAAGGAGACAAGGGCUUUGAAAGCCCACGGCCGUAUAAAUUAACCCAUCAGGUCGUCUGCAUCAACAACAUAAACUUCCAGAGAAAAUCUGUUGUGGGAUUUGUGGAACUGACUAUAUUUCCCACGGUUGCAAACUUAAAUAGAAUCAAGCUGAACAGCAAGCAAUGUAGGAUAUACCGCGUGAGGGUCAACGACUUGGAAGCUGCCUUCAUUUAUAAUGACCCGACCCUGGAAGUUUGUCACAGUGAAUCGAAGCAGAGAAAUCUCAAUUACUUUUCCAAUGCUUACGCGGCUGCGGUUAGUGCUGUGGAUCCUGAUGCAGGGAAUGGGGAGCUGUGCAUUAAGGUUCCGUCAGAGUUGUGGAAACACGUCGAUGAGUUAAAGGUCCUAAAGAUACACAUCAAUUUUUCUUUGGAUCAGCCAAAAGGAGGUCUGCAUUUUGUGGUACCCAGUGUAGAGGGAAGCAUGGCAGAGAGAGGUGCUCAUGUGUUCUCUUGUGGGUAUCAAAAUUCCACAAGAUUUUGGUUCCCAUGUGUUGAUUCAUACUCUGAAUUAUGCACAUGGAAGUUAGAGUUUACAGUGGAUGCCGCCAUGGUGGCGGUUUCCAAUGGAGAUUUGGUGGAGACCGUGUAUACCCAUGACAUGAGGAAAAAGACCUUCCAUUACAUGCUUACCAUUCCAACAUCUGCAUCAAACAUCUCCUUGGCCAUUGGACCUUUUGAAAUCCUCGUAGAUCCAUAUAUGCAUGAGGUUACUCAUUUUUGUUUACCUCAACUUCUUCCAUUGCUUAAACAUACCACAUCAUAUCUUCAUGAAGUUUUUGAAUUUUAUGAAGAAAUUCUUACAUGUCGAUACCCAUAUUCCUGUUUUAAGACUGUAUUCAUUGAUGAAGCUUAUGUUGAAGUGGCUGCUUAUGCUUCCAUGAGCAUUUUUAGCACGAAUCUGCUACACAGUGCUAUGAUUAUAGAUGAGACACCUUUGACCAGAAGGUGUUUAGCCCAGUCUUUGGCCCAGCAGUUUUUUGGAUGUUUCAUAUCCAGAAUGUCUUGGUCUGAUGAAUGGGUAUUGAAAGGAAUUUCUGGUUAUAUUUAUGGUCUUUGGAUGAAAAAAACUUUUGGUGUUAAUGAAUACCGCCACUGGAUUAAAGAGGAGCUGGACAAAAUAGUGGCGUAUGAACUAAAAACUGGUGGAGUUUUAUUACAUCCUAUAUUUGGUGGAGGAAAAGAGAAGGAUAAUCCAGCGUCCCAUCUACACUUCUCCAUAAAGCAUCCACAUACGCUCUCCUGGGAAUACUACACUAUGUUUCAGUGUAAAGCUCACCUUGUGAUGAGAUUGAUUGAAAAUAGGAUCAGUAUGGAAUUUAUGUUACAAGUUUUCAAUAAACUGCUAAGUUUGGCUAGUACUGCUUCAUCUCAGAAGUUCCAGUCACAUAUGUGGAGUCAAAUGUUGGUUUCCACAUCUGGAUUUUUGAAAUCCAUCUCAAACGUCUCUGGCAAAGACAUCCAGCCUUUAAUAAAGCAGUGGGUAGACCAGAGUGGAGUGGUAAAAUUUUAUGGAAGUUUUGCCUUUAAUAGAAAGCGAAAUGUCUUGGAACUGGAAAUAAAACAAGAUUAUACAUCUCCUGGAACCCAGAAAUAUGUGGGACCACUUAAAGUGACAGUACAGGAAUUAGAUGGAUCCUUCAAUCAUACAUUGCAAAUUGAAGAAAACAGUCUUAAACAUGACAUACCUUGCCAUUCCAAAAGCAGAAGGAAUAAGAAGAAAAAAAUUCCACUGAUGAAUGGUGAAGAAGUUGACAUGGAUCUUUCUGCGAUGGAUGCCGACUCCCCUCUGCUGUGGAUCCGGAUCGACCCGGACAUGGCGGUGCUGCGGAAGGUGGACUCUGAGCAGGCGGACUUCAUGUGGCAGUACCAGCUCCGCUACGAGCGGGACGUGGUCGCGCAGCAGGAGGCCAUCUCGGCCCUGGAGAGGUUCCCCACCCCAGCGUCCCGGCUCGCCCUCACGGACGUCCUGGAGCAGGAGCAGUGCUUCUACCGAGUGCGGAUGGCCGCCUGCUUCUGCCUCGCAAAGAUUGCAAAUUCAAUGGUGAGCACGUGGACAGGACCACCAGCUAUGAAGUCGCUCUUUACUAGGAUGUUUUGUUGUAAAACUUGUCCAAACAUUGUGAAAACAAACAACUUUAUGAGCUUUCAAAGUUACUUUCUACAGAAGACUAUGCCAGUUGCAAUGGCCUUAUUGAGAGAUGUUCACAACCUUUGUCCCAAAGAAGUCUUAACAUUUAUUUUAGACCUAAUCAAGUACAAUGACAACAGAAAAAAUAAGUUUUCAGAUAACUAUUAUCGUGCAGAGAUGAUUGAUGCCCUUGCCAACUCUGUUACGCCGGCAGUCAGUGUGAAUAAUGAAGUUCGAACUUUGGAUAACUUACAUCCGGACGUGCGGCUCAUUCUUGAAGAAAUCACUAGGUUUUUGAACAUGGAAAAGCUUCUUCCAAGUUACAGGCACACCAUCACUGUCAGUUGUUUGAGAGCCAUACGAGUGCUUCAGAAGAACGGACAUGUGCCCAGUGAUCCAUCUCUUUUUAAAUCUUACGCAGAAUAUGGCCACUUUGUGGACAUUAGGGUAGCAGCUUUGGAAGCGGUGGUUGAUUACACUAAAGUGGACAGGAGUUAUGAAGAACUGCAGUGGCUACUUACCAUGGUUCAGAAUGACCCUGUACCCUAUGUAAGACAUAAAAUUCUAAAUAUGUUGACUAAAAACCCACCCUUUACUAAGAGCAUGGAGUCUCCCUUAUGCAACGAAGCGUUGGUAGAUCAACUUUGGAAACUUAUGAAUUCUGGCACGUCACACGACUGGAGGUUGCGGUGUGGCGCUGUGGACUUGUACUUCACACUUUUUGGCCUCAGUAGACCUUCCUGUUUACCCUUGCCAGAACUUGGCUUGGUCCUUAAUUUGAAAGAGAAAAAAGCUGUCUUGAAUCCAACCAUCAUUCCAGAGGCCAUAGCAAGCAACCAAGAAGCUGCAGUGAAUCCAAGUAGUCACGCACAGCUAGUUGGAUUUCAGAACCCUGAAGAUGAUCACCUUGCCAAGGAAGCCUCAUGUAAUAUGUCAGCUCAUCAGCAGGGAGUGAAGAGGAAGGCUGACACACCACUGGGGUCCCCACUAGAGCCUGGUCAGAUACUGGAGAAGAAUGAGGAUAGCAGUAAAGUCACACUCAAAAUCAGAUUUUCAAGUUCUCAAGACGAGGAAGAGAUUGACAUGGAUACUGUUCAUGAUAGCCAGGCAUUCAUCUCCCAUCAUUUAAACAUGCUGGAAAGGCCGUCAACUCCAGGGCUCUCCAAAUAUCGGCCAGCUAACGCGCGAUGUGCUCUGCUGCCCCAGCACUCAGCAGGCUGUGACGGUGCGCCCACCACGAAGCCCCAGUGGGGCACGGAGCUCCCACGGAAGGCGGCAGGAAUUCAUUUGAGUGUUUCUCACCUUGAAGGUAAAGAGCAGCCCCCUCUGGAGAUGAGUGUGCACGCGGCCGCGGCCGCCCCGCUGUCGGGGCUCGGCAAGGAGCCGGCGUCCUCCAAGCACAGCGAGCACCACCACCACCACCACCACGAGCACAAGAAGAAGAAGAAGAAGCACAAGCACAAGCACAAGCACAAGCACAAGCGGGACGGCCGGGAGCGCGGCCGGGGCCCGCUCGCCUUCCCCAGCCCCGCCGGCGGCAGGUCCGCGCGCUCCCCGUCCCUGUCAGACUGAGCCGGGCCGGGGACCGUGUGCCCUGCGUGCAGAACGGCAUACAGAACCAGCACUUCGUCAGCUGGGAGGAUGACAGAAAGAAAGAAAAAGUCACCAAGUUCUAAACAUUUGAUUUAUAUUAUUUAUACAAUUGAAACCUAAUUAGGAAAAUGUGUUUUCUCGUCCUGAGUAAACCAUCUCAUCCGGUUUCUUCCUGGAAACACACACACACAGAGCAGACGCUUCAUCAGGCCCUCAUAUGCACGGGCAGCCCCCAUCACAUCAUGGUCUCCAUGUGUACUGCCUAAGUCAAUUAUGUUUUAAAGCCUUUGAUUGAUACUAGGGUACAAAGUUAUGUUUUAAACAGAAGCUACUGCCAAACCUGUGGUAAAACCACUAUUUCCAGUGAAAUAUUGCGUAGCACCAUUUGGAACUCCUGAAGGCUAGAGGCUUUUCUAGAGGGCUCUUCUAUUGCAUGUUUUUGUGUGUAUCUGUUAACCGUAGAAACUAAUGCUGAAGUUUUCAGAGGCAGCUUAAAAAAAAAAAAAAAAGGCUUUUUUGAUAGCACAUUUGGUCAUUAUGUUGUUGGAAUUUAACAGAACUACCAAAUCCACAGUUCUCAAAUCAAGAUGUUUAAAUUAUAACUUCCUUUUUGUCAUUAAGUAUAAGUGAAUACAUUCAUAUGUAGAACAUGUUUACCAAAUGUGCAUAAUUAAUACACCCAAUACAUAUUCUAAAAUUAUUUCUCUAAGGAUGGUACCUUAAAAAGGUGUUUAUAUGCUGUUCAUAAGCGUAAAUGUAGACAUUUUGACCCUCAGCGUGAGUAUACCAGGAGUAUUUAAAAACAUACAAAACAUUUUGGUUUGACACUUCAAUAGUUUGUAUAUUUGUGUGUGUUUUUUUUAUUUCUAAAUUUACCAUGUGCUUUUUAUUGUUUGCCUAAAAAUGUUACUGUUCUAUUUUUAUCAUUUCCCUUAUCAUUUAGAAAGUUUGACAGAAUACUUCUUCCCAGAAUAGAUGUUUCAAAGGGAUUUGGUAAUAUUGGACUUUUAAAUAUACUUGUUUAAUAAAUAACUUUUUAAAUUGA
Bubalus bubalis (water buffalo) is the source of this 5163-nucleotide messenger RNA. It is a transcript of the gene TAF2, whose product is annotated as TATA-box binding protein associated factor 2. Gene Ontology annotation, biological process: transcription initiation at RNA polymerase II promoter. The record is from RefSeq and is a predicted model, not a curated record. The transcript has 27 exons. Gene Ontology annotation, molecular function: chromatin binding; RNA polymerase II general transcription initiation factor activity; transcription cis-regulatory region binding. Gene Ontology annotation, cellular component: transcription factor TFIID complex. Lineage: Eukaryota; Metazoa; Chordata; Mammalia; Artiodactyla; Bovidae. Bases 312 to 4097 code for a protein of 1261 amino acids.